AUGCCUCCACCGCUUCUUUCUCCUCUCCCCCGCCGCACCUUUGAUGCGGCUCAAGCAAGCGAUGAAUUUUCCAAGCAGUGGGCCAACCCGGGGGACAUCUUUUCAGUGCUUCUUCUCCUCGGUGGUGAUGUUGUUAAUCGUGCACUAGCUCAGUUAGCAGGGACGAGGGUGAGCCCUGUAGCAUUCUCAUUUGGAUGGGUUGCUUAUGCUAUGAGUGCGGUUGCCUCGGCUGUUGGGGAGAACAGGUUGAUGCCGCCUCCUGAUUGUGCAUGUAAAGUGAUCAACGCGGAAACGGGACAUAUUCGCGAAAAUUCCAGCUGGAUCAUUGGCCGUAUUGUGCGUGACUUUGGAUCUUGGAGGCAUGAAGAUGUCGACGCAUGCGUCGACAAGCUGCUGGAUCUGAAAUGGGAACAGCUUAGACAAAAGGCCGAGAGAGAGCGCCCAGGUUCGGGCCAGCAUGUUGGAAGACCCGCGCAGUCGGGCCUCUGUGUAUCCGUUUAUAAAGCUGGAGAUGCAAGACCCAGGCAUCCAGGAUAUGACUUGGUAUAUUUAAGCGGCAUUUUGACCGUCUUCUUGCAGCUCGGUGUUGCGGCAAUCCCAUGUGGAUUAUUCGGGGACUGGAGCAUUCUUUUAAUCACAAUCUGCGGGAUUGUGCUCUCAUUUGCCAUGGGUUAUCCUUCGCAAUGGGCCAAAGAGAAGUGGGCAUGUCGGACUAGGUCCAAGAAGGUGGUUAUUCUGACUCGAGGCAGUGGCAGUCAGCAUGUCAUCAUUAUCAUCGGCGACGGACGUGGACUUGAUCUCGAGGAUCUUGCUACCGGGCCAAUCAAUGUUGAUGUUUCCACGUCUGCUUUUACGAGGCUCUUUGUUAUCGUCCUUGCCAUCAUCUGGGUUUUGCUUCUCAUUACGGCAGCAGGGGUUCAUGAGAAUACAUGGUUUCUGCUGGCCGUCGGCGGUAUUGGAAUCCUGCAGAACAUUUUUGUAGCCGCACGGUGGCGUGACCCAGCUGCUUUUGGGGCACCUCUCAUAUUCGAUUGCGUAUUUGGUGAGACAAGUGUGAUGCAAACCUUGUAUCUUAUGGAAGAAAGGUAUCCUAAAAGCGGUAGGAACAUGCUAGAAACAUUCUUUCCUGGAGGUAUGGAGCGUUUGAGCCCGGAGGAGAGGAAGAAGUGGGCUGAGCUCGAAGCUGCAGCUCAUUCCACACUUCAUAUCAAGAAUGUUCCCAAAACCCGAACAACAUGA
Penicillium macrosclerotiorum is the source of this 1239-nucleotide messenger RNA. RefSeq lists its product as uncharacterized. NCBI's taxonomy places the organism in Eukaryota, Fungi, Ascomycota, Eurotiomycetes, Eurotiales, Aspergillaceae. The transcript is spliced from 2 exons. The record is from RefSeq and is a predicted model, not a curated record. The coding region runs from base 1 to 1239 and encodes 412 amino acids.